Syzygium oleosum is the source of this 531-nucleotide messenger RNA. Its product is annotated as E3 ubiquitin-protein ligase Os04g0590900-like. The record is from RefSeq and is a predicted model, not a curated record. The transcript has a single exon. NCBI's taxonomy places the organism in Eukaryota, Viridiplantae, Streptophyta, Magnoliopsida, Myrtales, Myrtaceae. The coding region runs from base 1 to 531 and encodes 176 amino acids. Gene Ontology annotation, biological process: protein ubiquitination.
AUGGCCAAUCCUGCCUUUUCUCUCGUCCCCGGUACUUUCUUUCCAGCCCUUUUCGACUUUGCCUCUUCCAUUGAUUCUCCACCGAUCCAGGCCAUCCUCGACGCCCUAUGUUGCACGAUACCAGUCGUCGUCUUCGCGUUGUUCGUGUACGCAGUUUGCUACGUAUGUCUCUAUGAUGUUGUCGACGACUCCGGGCCUCAAUUUGAUGACCUGGAGGCCGGAAGGUUGCCGCUCCUCGGGAGGCGCCAUGGGGGACCGGCGCGACCCUGCCGCGAUCCUCCGCCGAAGAGCGAAGCGCUGAUGAGGGUCGAUGUGUACAGGAGCGACGGAGGUGAAAACAAGCGCACCGACUGCGGGGUUUGCCUAGAGGAUUUUCGGGACGGAGAUGCGUGCCUGUGGCUGACAUGCUGCGGACACGCUUACCAUAGGGCUUGUGUGAAUCUCUGGCUCUUGGACCAUAGGCGAUGCCCGAUUUGCCAUGCGACGGUUCGGGUGGCACCGGCGAUCCGACCCGAUUCGCGACUUGAGUAG